This is a messenger RNA of Penicillium paradoxum, 1947 nucleotides long. Its product is annotated as 2-4-dichlorophenol 6-monooxygenase. Gene Ontology annotation, molecular function: FAD binding. The transcript has 5 exons. The record is from RefSeq and is a predicted model, not a curated record. Lineage: Eukaryota; Fungi; Ascomycota; Eurotiomycetes; Eurotiales; Aspergillaceae. The annotation marks the transcript as partial.
CUCCGUACAGAGCCGAUUAUUCCCAUCCUUACGAACAGGCUCAAGAUGAUUGAUGAAAUCCGAUCGAAAGGAAUUGCCGGUGACACGGCAGACGCAAUAUUGAGCAGCGCUCAAGUCGGUCAUUCGGCUGAAGGUCAAGAUGAUGCUGUCGAUACAGAAUUUCUUAUUGUUGGCGCAGGGCCGGCCGGCGCUGGCCUAGCUUGUUUCCUGGCCUCUCAUGAAAGGUACGAAGGACUCAAGGGCGUCAUGAUCAGCAGCGCUCCAGGGACAGCGAACACUCCUCGCGCACACAUUACCAAUAUGGCAGCACUAGAAUGUUUGCGGGAUAUUGGUCUCUACGAGGAGCUUGAAAAGUUAGGAUCUACGGGCGCAGAACAUAUGCAACACACCAGAUGGUGUCACAGUAUGGCGGGCGAGGAGUAUGCACGAAUUCAUUCAUGGGGAAAUGAUCCGAGGAGGAAGGGAGACUAUGAACUGGCCAGUCCAUGUGAGCCAUUUGAUCUACCACAGACGGUCCUAGAACCAGUUUUGGUUCGCCACGCAGUUUUGAACGGCUUCAAGUGUCGCUUCGACACGACACUUGUUUCAUUCGUGGAGGACGCGAAGACCGGUCUGAUCACAGCGAACAUUCGCGACAACAUCUCAAACCACCAAUACCAGAUCCGCACGCGGUAUCUAUUUGGGGCCGAUGGUGCGCGAAGUCAGAUUGUGAAGCAACUAAAUUUACCUCUCGUGGCUCAGCCUGGCCAAGGAAUUGCGAUCAAUGUGUUAGUCAAGGCCGAUCUUGCCCAUUUGGUCAAAAACCGCACAGGAAACCUCCAUUGGGUGAUGCAGCCCGAUCGCGAGCACCCCGACUUUGGCUGGAUGGGAAUUGUGCGGAUGGUGAAGCCUUGGAAUGAGUGGAUGUUUAUCCUUUUCCCUUCUCGCGACUAUGACCGUUCCAAAGCCAAGCCAUCUACGGAGGAGUACCAGAAGAGGAUCCAAGAGUUUAUCGGCGAUGAUACACCCGCUGAAAUUCUGGAUAUUUCUACGUGGUACAUCAAUGAGAUUGUGGCGGACAGGUAUUCAGAGGGUAAUGUCUUCUGCCUCGGCGACUCCGUCCACCGUCACCCACCAUUCAACGGCCUGGGCUCAAACACCUGCAUCCAAGAUGCUUUCAACUUAGCUUGGAAAAUCGCAUAUGUCCACAAGGGCCUUGCAUCGCCAUCGCUUCUUUCCACUUAUUCCGCCGAGCGACAGCCUGUAGGCCAUUCGAUCAUCACACGAGCAAACCAGGCCUACCGUGACCACUUGAACGUAUGGGAUGCGCUAGGCAUGCUGCCUACAGAUCUUUCAGCAAGAAGGGAAAUUCUACAGCAAUUACAAAGCCCAACUCCCGAGGGAUCCAACCGCCGCCGUGCCCUGCGGUCCGCAGUUAAGCAUACCGCUCAUGAAUUCCACGGCCUGGGAAUUGAGAUGAACCAACAUUAUGAUAGUCAGGGAAUCUAUACAGCAGACGAACCACAUGCAUAUGUGCAGUUCGGACGUACGGCAGAGGAUAACAUUAUGUAUCAUGAACCAAGCACGUACCCAGGCUCUCGCCUGCCACAUGUCUGGCUGAACAGCGCAACCCCUGAGGAGCCGAUCUCGACAAUCGACCUUGCUGGCCAUGGCUCUUUUACCAUUUUCACUGGUAUCGGAGGUGAUGCGUGGAGGAAGGCGGCUGCUUCUAUCUCGGAAAAGCUCAAAAUUACGGUUCAGACCCACUCCAUUGGAUUCAGACAGGAUUGGGAGGAUGUUUACUUCGAAUGGGAAAGCGUCCGAGGGGUAGAAGAUUCAGGUGCCGUGUUGGUGCGUCCUGAUCGAUUCGUUGCAUGGAGAGCACCAGAGGCUCUACAAGAUACUGAAGCCUGCGAGUCAAAGCUUCUGUUGGUUCUGAGAAGCAUUCUCGGACACGAUGUUCUAUAG